AUGCUUCAGGCCUUGACAAACCCUGAGCGUGCUAGCUAUGACACCCUUCAGGGGGCCUUGGAGAGGUGGAAGGCCUUGCGGUCAAGGUACGACCGGAAGAAGGAUCAGUUCGGCUCACGAGAGGCCCUGCCGGAGUCUCUCGCGAUGAGCGCCUUAGAGAAACUGGUCCCGAAGGAGCUUGAGACCCACCUCAUGUUGAACUACGCCCGCUUCAAAACCUUUGAGGAGAUGGAGAGAGAGGUGAUCAACUUCAUGGAGGCGAAGACAGGCUCUCGCAUGGUGGUCAGCUCAAACUUCGCAAAGCCGUCAGGGGGCAACUCUGGCCCAGUGCCCAUGGACGUGGACAGCCUCGACAAGGUCGUGUCGGGCAACCUCGCUUCGAUAGUGAAGAAGGGAGGAAAAGGUGAUGGCAAAGGGAAUGCCAACAAGAUCAAGUUUGAUGGGACCUGCGACAACUGUGGCAAGUAUGGCCACCGUAAGCAUGAUUGCUGGAGUAAGCCCACAGGAGCAGGCAAAGGAUCUACAUCCAGGAGUCCGACAUCGAGCCCAAAGAAGGAGGUGAAGUUCACUGGAACCUGCAAUCAUUGCGGGAAGCCAGGGCACAAGAAGGCAGAGUGCUGGGCGGCUCAGGGAAAGGGGAAAGGAGGAAAGGAGCUCAAUACGCAGUGGAAGCAGAAGAACAUCGACCUUGAGGAGUCAGAGCCAUCGAACAUCAACCAGGACAAGAUCGACCAGAAGAGGAGAGGAGAGUUCGGCGGCAGACAGGUCGCCGACGUCCACAAGAUCCUGGUGAGUGCAGCAAAGUUGCACGAGAAGGGACACACAUCAUGGAUUGUGCCUGGUGGUGGAGAGAUCAUUCCCUUGAACCAUCCGGUGAGCAAGGCCAUGAUUGCUGCCUAUCACAAGGCGGUGGACGAGUUCGGCAAGAUGGGCAUCAUUCCCGACCGGAAGACCGGGAUGAUGAUGGCCACUGCCCUCAACCAGAAGGGCGCGGUGGACACGACAGGACAGAAGUUGCUCACGAGGUUCCUGGAGCUGUUGGGCUACAAGGACAUCGUGCUGAAGAGUGACGGCGAGCACUCGUUGGUGAGGAUGAAGAAGGCGGCCGGAAGGGACGCCAAGAAUUUGGUCAAGACCAUUUGUGAGGAGAGCCCUGCUGGAGAUUCGAGAGCGAAUGGAGAGGCAGAGGCUGCAGUGAGAGAAGUGAAGUGGAGGAUCAAAGCCGUCCACUUGAUGUUGGAGAAGAAGAUUGAGGGUGGCUUGCCAGGCAAGAAAUGGAUUAAGCCUAUGCCGGUCUUCGGUGAGAAGAUCUUCAUCAAGCCGGCAGGGAAAGGCAAGAAGUCAGAUGCCUCAAAGAUGAAGGAGGCCCGGUUCCUUGGGUGCCACAAUCGCUUUGGCAGCGUGUUGGGCAUGACCAAGGAAGGCGUCUUGGUGGGCACCGGAUUUCACACGGUGGCUGAAGGGGAGAAGUGGGGACCAUUGGAGUUGGACUUGAAGGGGGCCCCAUGGGAUGUCCGCGCCUAUGUUCGAAGGUUGCCUGAUGAACCCAUUCCAGCACCUUCGACGCCAGCCGUGGUGGUGGUUCCUUCGACCCCUAUGGCAGCUCAGGGACUUCCUGGAGAUGCAGGCCUGACCUCAAGCGCACCGAGGGCAGAGGAGGAGGCUCCGGCGGCGACGACAGAGGCUGAGGUUGGAGGACCGAGCACGAGUCCACAGACGCCGACGGCCACGAGAGCAUGGCCGGUGAGGAGGGAGCACCUUGUGAAGUUUGGGCGCACUGCAGAGUGCCCGGGGUGCCUGUCGAUCCUGAAAGGAGCAGGAUUCCAACAAGUGGCUCACAACGAGGCUUGCAGAUCGAGGAUCAAGAAGCGCUUGGUUGAGGAGCAGCAGGCAAAGGCCGAGGAGACCAAGAGGAGACUCUCGGACUUCAAGCGGGACAAGAAGAUGGUGCAAGAGAUGAUCGAAAGGAAAGAUACCUACCUGGUGCAGAGCCCAAUGUGCAAGUUCGGCAUGAAGAUGGACAAUGAUGCCGGAGAACGGUGCUAUGUCCGCAAAGAGACUUUGUGGCUGACGAACUCCAAGCACAUCGCAGAGGAGCUUGAAGGAGUGUGCAUCAACAAGCUCAAAGGGCGUGAAGUUCAUCGGCAUGUGCACCUCAUUGGCCGGGAUCGUGCCAAAGCAGCUCAAGUGUACCCAGUUCCGCUGGUGGAAGCGAUCCUUCGAGGUUUGAAGAAGGAGCUGGUGAACAAUCAGGCACUGAGCGCGGUGGAGGAGCUUCUCAAUGGACCAUCGCCCGACAAUGGCAAUGAGAUGGACAUGGAGCUAAAGCAGUGGGAGGAGGAGCAGUACAUGGAUGAUGUGUCGGGUGCAUUGCUCGACCCUGAGUUGGUCAAGAAAGCCCGGGAGCUAGAGUUGCAGUGGCUGAAGAAGGAAGAAGUCUACAUCCGAGUUCCUCGGAGGGAGGCCACCGGAAAGCUCCUGCAGUGGAAGUGGAUUGAUGUCAACAAGGGCGACAAUGAGAACCCGUUCGUGCGCAGCAGAAUGGUGGCCAAGGAGAUCAAGAAGGCCAAGCCGGUGGAGAUGCAACUUGGUGGAGCAGACACUUUCUCCGCUACUCCACCGAUUGAGGCUGUGUACACCCUGCUGAGCGCUUUCAUGUCCAAGGACCCCAAGAAGGGCGAGCUCAAGCUCGCGAACUGGGACAUCUCCCGUGCCCAUUUUAUGGGGCGUGCUGCACGUGACAUAUUCAUGGAGUUGCCGGAGCAGGACAUGGUGCCAACCGACCAAGAACCCAUGGUCGCGAAGCUCAUGCGGAGCAUGUACGGGACCCAGGAUGCGAGUAAAAUCUUUCAGGAAGAUUAUCAAGAAUGGCUGAAGCAGAACGGAGGAACAUUCUGCCCGCUGUGUCCAGCCAUCUUCAGGUUUGAGGAGCGUGGACUACUUGGACUGGUCCACGGCGACGAUUUCCUGGUGGUGGGUGAAGAUGCUCAGCUUCGCUGGUUGGAUGACAUUCUCAACAAGAAGUACACGGCGAAGUGGGAGAACCUCGUUGGGGAUGGACCUGGCGACAAGAAGUCAAUGACCUUCCUGAAUCGCCUCAUCAAGUACAUCCCAGAUGGAACGGACCAAGGAGGACGACGCCUUGAGAUUGAGGCUGACGCACGGCACGCUGAAAUCCUGUUGAGAGAGUUUGGCUUCAACAAGUCAACAAAGGGAUGUGACGUGCCGGAGGACAAGAUGACGCAGGCCGAGUUGGUGGAGGCAGAUCGGCAGCCAGUCCUUGAGAGCAAGCAGGUGAGCCUCUACCGAUCUAUGGUGAUGAGGAUGGCCUACAUGAGCAGCGACCGUCCAGACCUAUGCCAUGUGGUGAGGACCUUGGCAUCAGCGAUGAAGAGCCCCAAGAUGGUGGAUUGGCAGCGGCUCAAGAAGGCCGUAAGGUACUUGGUGAAGGUGCCGUACCCCAAGAGGGUCUUCCAUGAGCAGCCCAUCGAGAAGUUCAGUGGUGGCCUCGUGAAGGGCAUCAUGGCUUUCUGGGGGUUCGAGACCCAGAAGGUGAAGUUGAUGGUGGACAGCUCGGCAGCAAAAGCAAUGGCCGAGCGGAAAGGAGUGGGAGUGAAUCGGCACGUUCAAGCUCGCUACCUCUGGCUCCAAGACAAAGUCUUCAACAAGGAGCUGGAGGUGAACAAAGUGCCGGGCAAGAUCAAUGAUGCAGAUCUUGUCACGAAGGUUCAGCCCAAGUCGGUGAUCUUGGCACACUUGGCACGGCCGGGCUUUGAAAACAGCGGAAGAGAAGGGCAUAAGGGCUUAACUUGA
Messenger RNA from Durusdinium trenchii, 3813 nucleotides. NCBI's taxonomy places the organism in Eukaryota, Dinophyceae, Suessiales, Symbiodiniaceae. The record is from the annotation of a GenBank genome assembly.